AUGCCUCACGUCGUUCGCCGUGCUACUGAAGUGCAAAAAUUGCUCGAGCAAGAUGCCACCGGCUUGCACGCGUACGAAGCACCACAGUUGGUCUGCCCGUUGAAGUUCCAGCUCAUUCGAUCGGCUGCUGCGCUCAAGAAGUCCGAGAUCGACACUUGUUUAGGUCUCGUUGAACAAACUUCCGGCCAUGUCUACAGGGCUUCUAGUAUCGGCUGGCACCCUCGCAAGAAGAAGGAGGAGAUGAUGGACAAGGAAAUGAUUUACUUGCUUGUUCGACAAGGCGAUCUGGAAUGGCCCCUUCCCAGCAACAACGGCAGGAUACUCGGCUUCGUCUCCUUCAUGUUUACCUACGACGACCCUCCUUAUGAAGACCGCGAGGUCGUCUACAUGUACGAGAUACACCUACACGAACGUCUACGCGGUCGCGGACUGGGUUCGAAUCUCAUCAAGUUCGUUGAGCACGCAGCACGUUACUGUGGUAUUUCGAAGGUGAUGCUCACAGUCUUCACCGCCAAUGAAGGCGCUAAGGCGCUGUAUGAGAAACUGGGCUACACUGAGGACAUAUGUUCACCAACGGAUAGGAUCAUGAGAAACAAAGUCGUCAAGCCAGACUUUCUGAUCAUGAGCAAGGAGAUUGCUUAUGCACUCUAG
This is a messenger RNA of Cucurbitaria berberidis CBS 394.84, 651 nucleotides long. Its product is annotated as acyl-CoA N-acyltransferase. Lineage: Eukaryota; Fungi; Ascomycota; Dothideomycetes; Pleosporales; Cucurbitariaceae. The record is from RefSeq and is a predicted model, not a curated record. Bases 1 to 651 code for a protein of 216 amino acids. Gene Ontology annotation, cellular component: nucleus. Gene Ontology annotation, molecular function: protein N-terminal-serine acetyltransferase activity; histone H2A acetyltransferase activity; histone H4 acetyltransferase activity. The transcript has 2 exons.